Candidula unifasciata is the source of this 2164-nucleotide messenger RNA. The record is from the annotation of a GenBank genome assembly. NCBI's taxonomy places the organism in Eukaryota, Metazoa, Mollusca, Gastropoda, Stylommatophora, Geomitridae.
AGAACCCAAUGAUGUGUUUGAAAAGGCUGAGUUUCUUUCCUUCAUGACAUCAUAUUUAGAUGGCAGAUACAUCACAAAAGGAACACCAUUGACAGUAAAGUACUUUGGGCAAGUCUGCUAUUGCCAUGUAAACAGUUUGAUUUGUGACACAACAUCACUACCCUGUGAGAGAACAGUCCCAGAACCUGCUUCAUCUGUAGAACCACAGGCUUCAGAAUACCUACAAACUGGAGGCAACCAGACUCCCCAGAGACGCACAGUUGCAGAACUAAGAGAGUCAACUCAAGGAGGUUCCUCUCCAAUUGUUGAUGGGAAUGUACUGUCUACACCUACUCAAGAUCCCUCUGUGAUAGAUCUUGAUAUUGCAAGUUUAACUAUUAGUCCUACAACCUCCACACCAAAAAUGUGCCCCAGAGACACUUUCCCAAACCUAAUGACUCCCAUCAGCACCAGAGGGCAGUCUGGCGAUUCUAACACAUUGUCCAGCCAGGUUUUUGCCAAAGUGUCUUCCAAGUUCACUACAGUUUCUUUGCAGUUAGCUGCAGAAAUCAGGGGCAAUGUUGAUCAGAAUAAGCCUCAUGUCUCACUGGCUGAUGUCGGGGGCAUGAGAUUACAGGUUGAAGAACUGAAAACAAGAAUUCUCAGAGCUUUACAGCCAAAGUGCAUAAAUCGCUGCAUACUUCUCCAUGGACCACCUGGCACAGGGAAAUCACUUCUUGUCAAAGCUCUGACCCUUGACCUGGACAUGGCAACCACGUAUAUGACUGGUACAGAUAUCUGGAGCAAAUUGUUUGGGGAAGCUGAGUCAAAUCUGUGCAAAGUGUUCAAGUCAGCACAGAAUAAAGCCCCAAGUAUAGUUGUCAUUGAUGACAUUGAUGUGAUGUGCCCAAAACGUUCUCAGGUUCAGGCAGGGCAGCAGGAGCAGAGAAUUGUGGGAACCCUUCUUACUCUCUUAGAUAGCCUUGCAUCAGUCCAAAAUCCACACCAAAUUGUUGUUGUUAUUGGCAUCACCAACAACAGGGACAACAUUGAUCCAGCCUUGAGGCGGGCAGGCAGGUUUGGGUGUGAGGUUGAAGUAGGAGUUCCAACAGCCGCUCAAAGGAGAGAAAUACUUGAGGUGUUGCUGAACAAAGUAGCCCAUAACCUGACAGCCGAGGACAUUGAGGCUGCAGCAAGAAAUGCCCAUGGCUAUGUAGGGGCAGAUUUGUGUGCACUCAUAAACGAAGCAUACAUGCACUCUCUUAGCAGUGAGGCAGCUUCAGUCCAAUCUGAAACAGUAAAACUUGCCUUGAAGGACCUAGUGCAUGCAGGGCUACGUGUGAAACCAAGUGCUUUGAGGGAGAUACAGCUAGAAGUCCCUCAGGUGAAGUGGACAGACAUUGGUGGCAUGUCAGAAGUGAAAAUGAGGCUGCGUGAAGCAGUUGACUUGCCACAGACCAACCCUGAAGUGUUUGCUAGGCUAGGCAUCCAGCCUCCUAAAGGUUUACUGAUGUAUGGACCUCCUGGCUGCUCCAAGACCAUGGUGGCCCGAGCCUUGGCAACUGAGUGUAGUUUAAACUUUCUGGCUGUGAAGGGACCAGAGUUAUUCAACAAGUAUGUUGGAGAGUCUGAGAAAGCUGUACGUGAAGUUUUCCGUAAGGCCAGACAAGCUGCCCCAUCCAUCAUUUUCUUCGAUGAAAUAGAUGCUAUAGCUGUGAAUCGUGCAAGUUCUGAGUCAACCUCUGGUGUGCAGAAUCGAGUGUUAACUCAGCUGUUGACAGAAAUGGAUGGCAUGCAGUUUCUGAAGGAUGUCUUCAUAAUUGCAGCCACAAACAGACCAGACUUGAUAGACCCUGCACUGAUGAGGCCUGGCAGGUUCGACAACCUAGUAUAUGUUCCCCUGCCUGAUGCUGAGACUCGGACACAGAUUCUACAAAAGAAGCUCAACAAAAUGUCUGUUGCACAUGAUGUUUCCCUGGAGUUGUUAGUGCAGGCCACCCAAGAUUAUUCUGGAGCUGAGAUUGUUCAAGUCUGCCAAGAGGCAGCCUUCUAUGCUUUGCGAGAAGAUAUUCACACAGAGAAGGUACUUGCCAGGCACUUUGAUGCAGCACUGGGAAAAGUCCAGCCACAGACUGACCCACAUUUGAUGGAGAUUUAUAGCCAGUUUUCACAAUCAAGCAGCUAA